Phragmites australis (common reed) is the source of this 2064-nucleotide messenger RNA. RefSeq names its product enoyl-CoA hydratase 2, peroxisomal-like. The record is from RefSeq and is a predicted model, not a curated record. Gene Ontology annotation, cellular component: peroxisome. The transcript has 12 exons. NCBI's taxonomy places the organism in Eukaryota, Viridiplantae, Streptophyta, Magnoliopsida, Poales, Poaceae. Bases 85 to 1032 code for a protein of 315 amino acids.
UUCUUCGUCUCCUACAAGUAACCAACCACUCCCCGCCCCGCAUCGCCGGCGACCGACGAGACGCAGCAGACGAGCACGGCGGCCAUGGCGACGAGCUCGACACCCGCUGCUGCUGUCUCUCCCGAGGUCGUGCUCGUGCACAAGUUCCCCGAGGUAUCCUUCGCCUACGACGAGAGGGAAGUGGCGCUGUACGCGCUCGGGGUCGGGGCCUGCGGCGCGGACGCCGUCGACGAGAAGGAGCUCCACUUCGUGUACCACAGGGACGGGCAGCCACACAUUAAGGUUCUUCCUACUUUUGUUUCUUUGUUUCCCAACAAGAACAGCAAUGGGCUUGGAUUUGUUGAUGUGCCUGGCCUUAACUUCGAUGCAAGCCUUCUAUUACAUGGUCAACAAUACAUAGAGAUGUACAAGCCAAUUCCUUCUUAUGCCAAUGUUGUAAACAAGAUUAAAGUAGCUGGUUUACAUGACAAAGGGAAAGCAACUGUACUUGAGCUUGAAACUACCACCAGUCUUAAAGACUCUGGGGAAAUUUUAUGUAUGAACAGGAGUACUAUAUACUUACGUGGUGCUGGAGGCUUUUCAGACUCUUCCCGGCCAUACUCAUAUGCCAAUUAUCCUGCUAACCAAGUUCCUCGCAUAUCUAUUCCAAAUUCUGCACCUUCUGCAGUAUAUGAAGACCAAACAAAGCAAUCCCAGGCAUUAUUAUACAGGUUAUCUGGGGAUUAUAAUCCUUUGCAUUCAGACCCUGAGAUUGCACAGAUUGCAGGGUUUACCCGUCCAAUACUGCACGGCCUCUGUACCCUUGGAUUCGCUACUCGCGCUGUGAUCAAAUCUUUCUGCAACGGUGAACCAACGACAGUGAAAAGCAUCUUUGGACGAUUUCUUCUGCACGUCUACCCCGGGGAAACGUUAUCCACUGAAAUGUGGCUGGAUGGCCAGAAGGUACACUAUCAAACGAAGGUAAAGGAGCGAAACCGUGCCGUGCUUGCUGGAUUUGUGUUGCUCAAACACAUCCCCUCAUCAUUCUCGUGAGCAAUCAGCAUCAGAUCCGGCGCUGUUCCUCAUAACUUUUACCAGUUGCAAUCUGUCAUUUCAAGGACAAAACAAGAAUAGCAGGGUGUUGGUUUUCUCAAUGAUGCUUGAGAGUUGAGACCUUUGUGCGUCAUACUCCUGCCAGUCUGCUGCCUGCGAGUCUGCUGACUGCGAGCCUGCUGCGACUCGAGGGAAUGCGUGAUCAUGCUUCUGAAAAGAACUGACCAGAAAGCGGAGAGAAUCUGACAGGCCAUAGGUUGCUCCAGCUUAGUCGCAUGGAUUCCAAAAGCUCAGUCACAACAUUUGUACACGUUAGAGCCGGCUUGAAGAAGAUAAGUUCAGUCAACGCUCGCAUAAGCUCGAAUGAGUUCGGUAAUUAACACUAAAACACAUGGUUUUUCGUAGCUCGGCAUCUCAUGUGAGAGCACAAGCCCAGGCUUGACUCGAGUAAGCUCUGAAUACUAUGGGCUUGAUGACGUAGUCUCGUUAUCAUAAGCUUGGUGACAGGCUACAGAAGGCAUAGACCACCGUAGUAGGGCCUGAUUGACUUUGAAUGGGUGAAUUUAGAAAAUAUCAUUAGUGUCUCUAUAAUAUGUGGUUUCAGGUCCACAUAUUAUCUUCAUAUAUGAUGGUAUUUUCUAAUAUAGGUAUCUUUGUAAUGUUAUUCAUCUAAUUUUUCCUUAAAUUAUAUGUACAUCUCAUCGGUAGUACCAGUAUCAUGCAAACUCCUCCACGAAAACCAAGUACCAGCACUGACAUAAAAGUGUUAAGUAGGCAAACAACCUACACAAAAUCUGUUCAGUACAUCGCUAGUCCUUUUGAGCCGGAGCUCAUGACAUCCCGGUAUAAAGAAAAGCAUCAAUCUGUCCAAUCCCGCAAUGAACAAGUAAUGCACACAUGCAUAAGUUUCCAUUCGUUAGAUCUGCCAUUCUCUUCUUCCAUCAAAGACGAAAAGAAGCCAAGGAAAUCUAACGUUGGUUGCGAAUGCAAUAACUGGAACUGUUCCCCCUGGCAGAGAAACGGAGGAUGGGA